Etheostoma cragini (Arkansas darter) is the source of this 1919-nucleotide messenger RNA. It is a transcript of the gene pax1a, whose product is annotated as paired box 1a. The record is from RefSeq and is a predicted model, not a curated record. Lineage: Eukaryota; Metazoa; Chordata; Actinopteri; Perciformes; Percidae. Bases 302 to 1384 code for a protein of 360 amino acids. The transcript is spliced from 5 exons. Gene Ontology annotation, molecular function: RNA polymerase II cis-regulatory region sequence-specific DNA binding; DNA-binding transcription factor activity, RNA polymerase II-specific. Gene Ontology annotation, biological process: anatomical structure development; regulation of transcription by RNA polymerase II.
UAACAGCAACGAUUGACGUGGAGAACGCGUCAAAUUAAUUCCAGCAAACGGCGGACUCUCCAGGAUAACUCCAAUUUGCUUUUAUCGGAUGAAGAUCACUUUGGUGCCAGUGUACCUUGAAGUCACUUGUUUCCAAAAAGAGAAGGGGGCGCGUUGCACUCGGUGGAGAUUUUAAGAGGUCUAUCUUUCCUUUUCUGGGGCUCAUUCCUCCCGUUCUCCUUUCUUCGCUGCCUUCGCUGGGACACAUUCAGCCAUUUGAAGGGACACCUAUAUUUCCCGGCAACUCGAAAAAUAUAGGCAAAUGGAGCAAAACUAUGGAGAGGUGAACCAGUUAGGCGGCGUGUUCGUCAAUGGGAGACCACUGCCCAAUGCCAUACGGUUAAGAAUAGUGGAGCUGGCUCAGCUCGGAAUCAGACCCUGCGAUAUAAGCCGGCAACUCCGAGUCUCCCACGGCUGCGUGAGCAAGAUUUUGGCGAGGUACAACGAGACGGGCUCCAUCUUACCCGGUGCCAUCGGUGGAAGCAAACCACGGGUCACGACGCCUAACGUGGUGAAAAAUAUCAGGGAAUACAAACAAGGCGACCCCGGGAUCUUUGCCUGGGAGAUCCGGGACAGGCUUUUGGCAGAUGGAGUUUGUGACAAGUACAAUGUGCCGUCGGUUAGCUCAAUCAGCAGGAUUUUACGCAACAAAAUUGGAAAUCUCUCCCAGCCCAACCAAUAUGAGAGCAGUAAGCAAGCCUCCGCGCAGGUCGGGCUCUCCUACAACCACAUAUACCCCUAUUCCUACCCCAACACCAUGUCCCCCACUGGCACUAAAAUGGGCAGCCCUCCUGGAGUACCGAUGACGGCUGGACAUAUGAGCAUAUCCAGGGGCUGGCCUUCUGCACACACCGUCAGCAACAUCCUCGGUAUACGAGCCUUCAUGGAUCCUGCAGCCAUUGCUGGGGCGGAGGGAUAUCCACCAAAAAUGGAGGACUGGAGUAGCGUCAACAGAGCAGCUUUCCCCGCUGCUCACUCGGUCAACGGAAUUGACAAAUCAGCCAUAGACGCCGACAUAAAAUACGCUCAGCCUUCCUCGACGCUGUCCAGUUAUGUCUCGGCGUGUGCUUACUCCCCCACCAACCAGUACGGGGUGUACAGUGGAGCAGCGGGCGGAUACGUAGCCCCGGGUCACCACCACUGGCAGACGCAGAGCCCGACCCUGUCCCACCCAGGCGGCGGGAUGGGCAUGCAUGCAGGGGAGAUCCACUCGCCGAUGACCUUCAAGCAUCAGGCCCGAGAAGGAGACAGAAAACCGCCCACUCCCCUGAGUAAGCAGCAGCAGCAGCAACAUGAAGACUUGAACAGCGUGCAUGGACUCAGUCUCCCUACCUCAUCAUCAUAACCGGGACUUACAACCACCUUAAUUACCAAACCCAUUUAACUGAACUCUUUUCAACAACUCCAACAGUAAGUCGGAACAAUAACGGCUCCAUUCUCCGAGUUGCAGCUUACAGACAAACACAGACCUAGUCACAUUCGUUAUGAAUACAGUGGCCUAUAGCUUUAUCGGCCUUAUGGCCAUAUGAAUGUAAGCUUGCAUGGAUGUAUCGGUGUUUCCCCUCCCAAUUUUUUGAAAUACUUCCUGUUGCCAGACUGUAUAUUCCCUUAUGGAGACUACAGUUUUUAUUUUUAAAUACAUAAUAUUUGUCAGUCCACUCUGUCAUUGAUGUUUAAUUAUAAAACAAAAACAAAGGGCUACUCUGUAAUCCGCCAUUUUUAUGUUAUCAUAAUUUGUGGCCAUGAUCCCGAUUCUACAGUGACUCAUCUAUGUGAACAAAGAGGUAAAUUGUCUAAAUGUAAAAUAUUUGCAAAAGCUUUAAUUAUAUAUUUUUAUAAUUUCAUUGUAAAUAUAAAAAAAUAAAGGCUGUUUUAAAUGC